Molecule: messenger RNA, 1133 nt
Organism: Lacerta agilis (Sand lizard)
Lineage: Eukaryota; Metazoa; Chordata; Lepidosauria; Squamata; Lacertidae
Product: tropomodulin-2-like
Biological process (GO): pointed-end actin filament capping; muscle contraction; myofibril assembly
Cellular component (GO): myofibril; striated muscle thin filament
Molecular function (GO): tropomyosin binding
Source: RefSeq, a predicted model, not a curated record
AUGUAUCAGUGCGUCUCCAAGUUCUGUGUGCGGAUGGAUGGUUGCCCUCGUAAUGCGCUUCUGCCGGCAGGCUUCCGCCAGAAGGAUCAGACCAGCAAACCUGCCACGGGACCUUUUGACAGAGAGCGGUUGUUGUCCUACUUGGAGAAACAAGCCAUGGAGCACAAGGACAUAGAGGACGUCGUGCCCUUUACUGGAGAAAAGAAAGGAAAAGCAUUUAUCCCUAAAGAAAGACCCAUAGAAACCCGCACAGAGGAGAAAGUAACUCUGGAUCCAGAAUUAGAAGAAGCCCUGGCCAGUGCCUCUGACACUGAGCUGUACGAUCUAGCAGCUGUCCUAGGAGUGCAUAACCUGGUCAACAACCCAAAGUUUGAUGAAGGAACCACCACUAAAGAUGGCAAAGAAACCGUGAAAAAUGUAGUCAAAGGUGAGAAGGUCAAGCCAGUGUUCGAGGAACCGCCUAACCCAACGAAUGUUGAAGCCUCUUUGCAAAGGAUAAAGGCAAAUGAUCCCACGCUCCUGGAAGUCAAUCUGAACAACAUAAAGAAUAUCCCCAUUCCAACUUUGAAAGACUUUGCAAAAGCUUUGGAAACCAACACCCACGUGACGAAAUUCAGCCUGGCUGCUACUCGGAGCAAUGACCCUGUGGCAAUUGCUUUUGCAGAUACAUUAAAAGUGAACAAGACGCUGAAAAGUCUAAAUAUAGAAUCCAAUUUCAUCACGGGGACAGGCAUCCUCGCCUUGGUUGAGGCCCUGAAAGGGAAUGAAACAUUGACGGAGAUAAAAAUUGAUAAUCAGAGACAACAGCUCGGCACAGCGGUAGAGAUGGAGAUUGCUCAGAUGUUGGAGGAGAAUUCACAGAUCCUCAAAUUUGGGUACCAGUUUACAAAGCAAGGCCCAAGAACCAGGGUAGCAUCAGCCAUCACUAAAAAUAAUGACCUAGUUCGCAAGAAGCGUGUGGAAGGAGAACGUCACUAGUCUUGCCAGGAGGUGAACAAGCUAGAUGUCAAAGAGAGCUGUUCUAUCACCCAUCUCAGAGAAUUCACUGGUCUUAAGGGAAGACACUGGAAAGUCUUUAGAAUGAAGCUGCUCGUGUUCCAUUAUCCUGUCCCUCUCCCCACACACCUUUUUUU